Molecule: messenger RNA, 1708 nt
Organism: Pieris brassicae (large cabbage white)
Lineage: Eukaryota; Metazoa; Arthropoda; Insecta; Lepidoptera; Pieridae
Gene: MICU3
Product: calcium uptake protein 3, mitochondrial
Exons: 12
Coding region: 9-1475 (488 amino acids)
Biological process (GO): calcium import into the mitochondrion; mitochondrial calcium ion homeostasis
Cellular component (GO): uniplex complex
Molecular function (GO): calcium ion binding
Source: RefSeq, a predicted model, not a curated record
AUCUAAUCAUGGCGAGUUUUUCUCGUAUAUCGCGAAAAUUACUUAAAAGCACAAAUUUCUCAACAUUUCUUGUUCGUAAUAAUAGUUUUGUAAAACAGAAUGAUUACAAAAAUGUGUGGACUGCGUGUGCUUGUUUUAUCAGUGGUAGUGUUCUGUUAUAUGCUGCUAAAAAUAGGUAUGGACGACACACAGUUUACGCGCUCAAAGCUAAGCAACCCGACGAACUGGUGAAAUCGGUGAAAUUGACGUCUCGGGAACGGCGGUUCAUCAAAUUUGCAAGUGUGGAGUAUGGAGGACAGCUAUAUAUGACCCCUCAGGAUUUUUUGGAGUCGGUGGUCGAGCAGGAACCUCGCCCUCGCCUAAAACGACGCGUGCUCAGCGCUAAAGAGAUUGAACAGCUGCGCGACUCAACACCGCAAUUGAAACGAGGCUCGUCACAAAUGUUUCGCAAUAUGAGAGAUAAAGGAAUAAUUUCAUACACGGAAUACCUGUUUCUACUCUCGAUUUUGACAAAGCCAGCAUCCGGUUUCCAGAUCGCCUUCAAUAUGUUCGAUACUGAUGGCAACCAAAGGGUGGAUAAGAAUGAGUUUCUAGUCAUUCAACGGCUGCUCGGUGGUUCAGUGAAGGAAAGAAAAGAUUUGGACACGUACACUCAACGGGCACUGCUUUCUCUAGUUUCUGCGAACUCGCUCAAAAAUAGAGAAGAGACGAAACCGGCUCAACGUUCGAUCAUGGAAAAGAUAUUUAGUUUCGCUUGGCGAGACAAACGCGGGAUCAACGAGGACGAUAAAGAGGAGAAGAAUGAAGAAAAGAAAGGGAAAGAGGGCAAGGACCCCCAAGACAAUUACAUCAAUGAUGAUCAGGGACUUCAGAGGAGGCACAAUGUGGACACGAUGCUUCAGGUGCAUUUCUUCGGUAAGAAAGGCAACAGCGAUCUGAAGUUUGAAGGUUUUCGCCAGUUUAUGGAGAAUUUGCAGACGGAAGUGUUAGAGCUUGAAUUUCACGAGUUCUCUAAAGGCCACGAGACAAUAUCAGAAGUGGAUUUUGCGAAAAUCCUCCUUCGUUACACGUAUUUAGAUACAGAUGAAUACGAUAUGUACCUCGAUCGAUUACUGGACCGAGUGAAGUACGGGCAAGGGAUCACGUUUCACGAGUUCAAGACGUUUUGUCAGUUUUUGAAUAAUUUGGAAGACUUCACCAUAGCCAUGAGGAUGUAUACGCUGGCUGAUCAUCCGAUAUCUAAAGAUGAAUUUCACCGAGCCGUAAAAAUAUGUACUGGAAUCGCUCAAUCGGAGCACUUAGUGAGUACAGUGUUCGCGAUUUUCGAUGCGGACGGAGACGGGUUGUUGAGCUAUAAGGAGUUCAUCGCUAUCAUGAAGGACAGACUUCAUAGGGGAUUUAAGUCUUCGGCGAAAAACGAAGGUUGGGAGGCGUUCAAGUCGUGCGUCAAACAAGAAAUGAAGAGCGCAGUUUAAACUAUUAUUUAUAUGCUAACUUAAUGACAACCAUAGUGUAGAAAAAAAUACAUUUUAUUAUUUAUUAAUUUACAUAAGUUGAAGCAAACCUGUGAAACAGGUUAAUAGCGAAAUGAGUUACCGUCUUUAUUUAUUAUUAUGUAAUCUCAGAGAUUAACAAACUAACUUAAUAUUUAGUAUUGUCUUUUGUUAAAAUAGCUUUUACACAUUAAGAAAAACACUUUUUGAACGGA